Molecule: messenger RNA, 444 nt
Organism: Prunus armeniaca (apricot)
Lineage: Eukaryota; Viridiplantae; Streptophyta; Magnoliopsida; Rosales; Rosaceae
Source: the annotation of a GenBank genome assembly
AUGAGAUCAAGACCAAACGAAAUCCCAAAACACCAAGGUGGUCUUGGCAGCCAUGGGAUGCUUGGAAAUUGGAGGGUCGCUUGUGUUCUUGAUGGGUUUCAGCUUCUUGGCAUCAGUGACGCUUCUGGUUUUGAGCUCACCGCUUCGGUUGAUCUUCAUCCCUUUGCUGUUUUUUACUGGGUUUGUGUUUGUGGGAGCGAUGACUGGGUUUGCUAUGGCUGGAGCCAUGGCCCUCACAGGCAUGUCUACUUUGGGGUGGAUUUUCCAGGAGCCUGGAGGGGCACAUGUCUUUUGGGAUUUGGUGGUGUAGCUGAGAGAUUGAAGGAACAGUUUUCGAUUGGAAAUGGUGCGUUCUCUGAGCAAAAGAAGAUUUGGGAACGGAAGAGAACCGAAGGGAAAGGGGCAAGAAGGGCAAUACGGUCAUUUUACUGUGUUUCUGAAUAG